GCAAGCUGAGGCCACUAGAACAGAUAACCGCGCAGAGAGCCGAUAGCUCUCGGUAUGCAUAGGAGAAUAUGCGCGUUUUAAAAACGAAGAAGACAUCUGAACCAUAACACAGUGAAGAUUUAAAGGCGUUAUUUUCCCACCCGCCCCUCGUGACAUUACGUUUCACGCAACAGGCUGCAAGACCAAUGUGGAGUCUAAGCUGAAGAACAGUACCACCUGUAACACCGUACCCGUGCUUCCGACUUUCGUGCCGAUGCCGAGAAUGAAGAAGCAAAACGUCCGGACCUUGUCGCUCAUCCUCUGCAUGUUCUCCUACUUGCUGGUGGGCGCCGCGGUGUUUGACGCGCUGGAGUCCGAGUCGGAGAGCUCCCGCCGGCGCAUCUUGGAGCAGAAGCGCAACGAAAUGAAGAAGAAGUACCGCUUCUCCGAGGACGACUACCGCGAAAUCGAGAGAGUAGUGCUGCAAGCUGAGCCCCAUCGCGCCGGGAGACAGUGGAAAUUUGCUGGCUCUUUUUACUUUGCCAUAACAGUAAUCACUACCAUUGGUUAUGGACAUGCAGCCCCUGGAACAGAUGCUGGGAAGAUCUUCUGCAUGUUCUAUGCUGUACUCGGCAUUCCUCUCACUUUGGUUAUGUUCCAGAGCCUGGGAGAGAGGAUGAACACAUUUGUCCGCUAUCUCUUACAUAAGGUGAAACAAUGCCUGGGCUUUCGACGCACUGAGGUGUCCAUGGAGAACAUGGUCCUGGUGGGCUUUUUGUCCUGCAUUGGAACACUGUGUGUGGGCGCCGCAGCCUUUUCCCACUUUGAGGGAUGGAGCUUCUUCCAUGCUUACUACUACUGCUUCAUCACACUCACCACAAUUGGCUUUGGUGACUUUGUGGCUUUACAGAAAAAAGAGGACCUCCAGGAGAAAACGCCCUAUGUCGCUUUCAGCUUUAUGUACAUUCUGGUGGGGUUAACUGUUAUCGGAGCAUUUCUUAACUUAGUGGUGCUCCGUUUCCUCACUAUGAACACUGAGGAUGAGCGACGGGAUGCACAAGAAAGGGCUUCAAUGAAGAGGGACAGAGGCCUUUUGGAUGGGACCCUGAGCCUUGGUGUUUUAGGGGAACAAAGCAGAGAUAGCCACAGUGAGAGGAACAGGAGCAACAUGGUGCACAGCCAUAGUACACUCUUCCUCCCGAUGGAGGAAGGAACCAGUCGCACCAACCUCAUCUCUUCCCCGGUGGAUCAGGAAAGACGAAAAAGCCCCUGCAGGCACAGGUUGCAUUUCCAGAUAAAGGCAGGCAGACGCAGGCAGGAGUCGAGCCUCAGCUCCCUCUGUUCCUGCGUGUGCUACCGCUUAGAGAUUUGCGAUAGCCCUCUUAUGUCCCACAGUGAACAUCAUGGCUGCCACGUUAAUUCUGUUUAUUACAACUCAGUUUCCUACAGGAUUCAGGGCUGUUCACCAAGUUCCAGGGACAACACUGGACUAACUUCGCCAGGAAGCAGGAUCUCACCUGGCCAUAGUUUCCGGGAGUUCCCUCAUUUACGAAGAAAGUCAGUAUAAGGAGCAUUAUUGUGAGGGAAAAGUGUUUGCACAAACUGUAAACAGUAUUUUCAGAGACACUGUAUUUUGUGUUACUUCUCCUUUGUGCAUGAAGACAAAGGUUCUGUUUAGUAAAUAAGUUGUCUGUUGUGGCUAUUGAAAAUAAUUUUAUUUCUAAAGCGAGAAGGGUUUGUUUCUUCCUUUCUUUACGUUGACUGUUUUUUUUUCUGUUGGUGAUUCUGCUGUUUUGCUUGCAUGUAAGGCACAGUGCAGUGCAUGCUAAAGAGAAUGUAUAGCACAAAAGGUGACUGCACGAGUGCCAUGUAAAGAUGUAAAAAGUCAGCCUUUUUAAUCUACACUUUUAAUCAAAAGUAUUUUGGCUAUGAGGGUUAUGACUGUGUAACUGUUUGGUGAAGAUAUGUGAACAAUCCUCAGUGGAAUUUGCUUCUGGUUUGGAGAAAAUGUAAUUUUUCAUGCCAUAGAUGAAAGAUGUCAUUAUAUAUAUAUAUAUUUUUAAAAAAGCCUUAAAGAACUUUGACCAAGCACAUGACAAAUGUGGCUUUUUACUCAGCGAGCAUUGCAGGUGUGAAGUGGGAUGCACUGCUGCACUCUGAUAUAAAGAGAUUACGCUUGUUAGAGGACUAAUUUGAAUGUAGCACACAACAGAAACGUAUAUGUAGCAGGGUUUUAGUGAAACUGGAAAACUAAUUUUUUUUUUUAGCAAAGGAAGUGCUGUUUCUUUGUAGACUUGGUUUGUAUUCAAUGUGAAUGUCUGUUUUAUUGUUUUAUUAAACCAAAGAAAAGUGGCUGUUUUUUUCUUUUCUUUUUUCAAGCUUAUUGUUCAUCGAACAAAAUUGCUCCUCUUUGUAUGCAGUUAUUUUCAUUCACUUGUCUUCCACUGAUCAGUUUUUAAUCUACUGGAACAUCUCAAUAUGUGGUAAGAAGAAAAGAAAAAAAGAAGCAGGACUUAAAAGUUUUCUCUUUGUUGACUUCCCUUUAUCUGCUGGAACACAUCUGAGCAACGGCAUAUAAAAAGGUGCCAUAAUGAAGUUUAUAAUCCUACUUACUGUGGUGAUACUUCAUCAUUUGUUAAGGUGGCAUAGAGUUUAUAUAGAGAAAAAAAACUACCUAGUCCACUGGCUUAUUUAUUUUGGUCAGUAGACAAGAAUAAAAUUAGAUACAUUUAGUUGAAAUAUCAAGAUUUUUUUAGUUCUCUGUGUUAUGUCUGCUUCAAUAUAUCAAGUGCAUGCUUUACAAUCAAUUACAGCUGUUAACGGACUGGUAUCAUAAAUAUUUUUCUUAAUCUGUAUCCAGUUUAACUGUACCUUCACCAUUUGUUUGUUCUGCAAGUCAUGAAACAGUUGCCCAGUUGUGUUAAAAAUGUGAAGAUAUUUCACAAUAUCAUCCAUCCAUCGAAGCUGCCAUAGGGUGUGAGGUAGUGUUCACCCUGCACAGGUCGGCUGUCUGUCCAAGGUGGACAAACUACCGACUGCAGACUGCUGACAAAUGGAAAUCUAUGGCCAAUUUAGCCAACAUGACGCGACAGUGCAAUUCAACAGCAUACUGUGGUGGAAUUUAACAAAAGUAAGCCUAUAUUCAUGCAUUGUAACUUACUUGAUCCAGUUACUGCAAUUACACUGAGCCACUGAAAUUCUGAUUCAGUGAAUGCAUUUUACACAUUGUUUACUUUGUGUACUGCAUAGAUUUUACAUUACAUUAGAAAAUUAAGAUGUAUUAUUAAACUGCACUGUUCUGCUGUUAGAUAAUAAAAUACCUAAUAAA
Molecule: messenger RNA, 3307 nt
Organism: Oreochromis niloticus (Nile tilapia)
Lineage: Eukaryota; Metazoa; Chordata; Actinopteri; Cichliformes; Cichlidae
Gene: kcnk15
Product: potassium channel, subfamily K, member 15
Exons: 2
Coding region: 254-1546 (430 amino acids)
Biological process (GO): potassium ion transmembrane transport; stabilization of membrane potential
Cellular component (GO): plasma membrane
Molecular function (GO): potassium ion leak channel activity; outward rectifier potassium channel activity
Source: RefSeq, a predicted model, not a curated record